Messenger RNA from Carya illinoinensis, 1286 nucleotides. Its product is annotated as putative pectinesterase 63. Gene Ontology annotation, molecular function: pectinesterase activity. Gene Ontology annotation, biological process: cell wall modification. The transcript has 4 exons. Lineage: Eukaryota; Viridiplantae; Streptophyta; Magnoliopsida; Fagales; Juglandaceae. The coding region runs from base 57 to 1166 and encodes 369 amino acids. The record is from RefSeq and is a predicted model, not a curated record.
GCAUGAAGCCCGCAGCGAGAGUAGUAAUCACAUUCCUUGAACACUUAUAGUCGGAAAUGGCUUUGAAACCUGCACUUUUGGCUGCUACGGUGUGGUUUCAAGCCACAUUCCUCGUUCUCCGACUUCUCCCAACAGUUGUAUGCCUUGCCAACCAGACGGUGCCAUCGGAGCCAACAUCAAAACUAGAUGCAUGGAUUGCGCUGAACAUGAAACAGUAUGAAAAGGCUUCAAAGAGCAGAGCUUUCGACAAUAUCCUCCUUGCGGGCCUUAGCAGUACACCAAUGAAAAUCAUUAAGGUCAAAGCAGAUGGUUCUGGAGAUUUCGAGACGAUUAACGAUGCAGUGAAGAGUAUUCCGUCGGGAAAUACAGAUCGAGUGAUUAUAUCGAUUGGUGGGGGUACGUACAAGGAAAAAGUUUUAGUCGAUAGGACGAAGCCCUUCGUGACGUUCUAUGGGCAACCGGGUGAUAUGCCCACCAUAUCGUAUGAUGGUACAGCAAAGAAAUAUGGGACCUUUAACAGCGCCACGGUCGUCGUUGAGUCUGACAACUUCAUGGCCGUCAAUAUUAUCUUUGAGAAUUCUUCUCCAAAGCCAGAUCCUAAAAAGUCAGAUGGACAGGCAGUGGCAAUGAGGAUAUCAGGGGACAAGGCAGCAUUCCAUAAUUGCAAAUUCAUAGGGUUCCAAGACACCUUAUGUGAUGACCAGGGCAGGCAUUUGUUUGAGAACUGCUACAUUGAAGGCACUGUUGAUUUCAUCUUUGGAAAUGGAAAAUCCAUCUACAGGCACACCACCAUAAACUCGGUGGCAGAGAGUUUGGGUGUGAUCGCAGCACAGUCUAUGGACGACAGCUCAGAGGACAGCGGAUUCGUUUUCAUCGAUUGCAAGAUAUCGGGGACCGGUGAUAUGUACCUUGGUCGCGCAUGGAAGGAGACUUCUCGGGUUGUCUUUGCCCUUACAUUCAUGGGUAAUCAAAUCAAUAGCGACGGCUGGAUGCCGGCUAAGAACCAAGAGAGCGUGUUUUACGGAGAAUACAAAUGCUCGGGACCAGGGGCAAGCACCACAAAACGUUCAUUUGGAAAGAUUCUUACUGACGAACAAGCAAAGCCAUUCUUGAGCAACACUUUCAUCGGAGGAAACGAGUGGAUUCUCCCAGUUCCCAAGAUUUGAGGUUUUCUGUCCUAGGAUUUCAUGUAAUAAAUUUUGUUCGUGUAUAAAGUGGAAAAGUAUUGGUAUAUGACCAAUAAAUUAAAAAUUCAAAUGAAAAGGAAUUGACACUUAUUUUCAUUA